Molecule: messenger RNA, 478 nt
Organism: Helianthus annuus (common sunflower)
Lineage: Eukaryota; Viridiplantae; Streptophyta; Magnoliopsida; Asterales; Asteraceae
Exons: 1
Coding region: 125-331 (68 amino acids)
Source: RefSeq, a predicted model, not a curated record
ACAAUUCGCAACAUACAACAAACUUUUAUAUUGCAACAAAGCGUGCAGUAACCGCUCCACUCACCUUCAUCCUCAUCCUCAACCCCUCCACCAUCAUCCUCAUUCUCAGAUCUCACAAUUCACCAUGUGUUGCGGCAAAAUCUGCAUGAUGUGCACCUGUUUGAUCCUCAUUGUCAUCGCAAUCGGUAUGUUGUUCGGAUUCGGUGUUUUCACCAAAGCCUUUCACAAAGUUAAUAACGAAUUGCAUUAUUCUUAUUCCCCGGCCACUCAACCGGUUGCUCCAGCCGCCGGUAGGCCGUUCUUCACCGUCGCUGCUCCUCCGCCAUUUUGAGGUUUUCUUGUAGUUUGCUCGUGAUGUUCAUUUCGAGCCCUAGGUAUAUGAAUUGUGUUGCGUAUAUAAUUCUUGUUGAAAUGUGAUUGAAUUGGAUUGUUGAAGGUUAAUUGGUUGGUUAUAUAACAUGUUUUUUGUUUUUUGUUU